AGAUCGGAUAAUCGGUUGCGGACAAUUUCCAGUCAUAGACGGGAAGCAUGGGUCCGGGGUUAUGGUGACCAGUGAUCUAGUCCAUCGAGCCAGCCCCGGGAACAACAACGGGAGAGGAAGAUCGGACGAAAGCAACUUAAGCGCGAAUGGCCAAUGUGAUCCCCACCCUGAAGCCAAUCUUUCAAAGGUGAGAGAAGGUGAGCCCAGCCCUCUGCUUUUGGUGCGACGGGCUGGUGUAGUUGCUCGAGCAAAAGGAGGAGGGGGGCUGAUCGAAAGAUUCCCCAAGUGCCCCCUCUCCCGCGCCAGUUCAGAGUCAGAGUCUGGACCGUUGGCCAGUCAGAAGAUGAGGCAGCGCCCUUUUUCCUAUUUCUUGACCGAUCCGCCCCGCGUCACCAAGCGGCUGAUAGAUCCUGGUCUAUAUCUCCGUCUCUGGUGGCCUCUUAGGAGUCUGAUAAAGCUGCCCUUCUUUCAUUCCCAUCGGAAAAGACAAAGAAAGGACGGACUACACCUUUCUUUAUCGAUUGGCUUCAUGUUCCGCUGCUUCCCA
This is a messenger RNA of Striga asiatica, 547 nucleotides long. The record is from the annotation of a GenBank genome assembly. Lineage: Eukaryota; Viridiplantae; Streptophyta; Magnoliopsida; Lamiales; Orobanchaceae.